This is a messenger RNA of Paramuricea clavata, 20357 nucleotides long. The record is from the annotation of a GenBank genome assembly. NCBI's taxonomy places the organism in Eukaryota, Metazoa, Cnidaria, Anthozoa, Malacalcyonacea, Plexauridae.
AUGGUGGGUGACAAUGCUGGUGGUAAUGGUGAUGGUGUUGACAAUAGUGGUGGUGAUGAUGGUCAUGGUGAUGGUAAUAAUGAUGGUGGUGGUGACAAUGCUGGUGGUUAUGGUAAUCCCAGAUGUGAUGGCAGUGGUGGUGAUGACAAUGGUGGUGGUGAUGUAGUAUCUAUAGUGAUGGUGGUGGUGAUGGUAAUUGUGGUGGCAGUGGUAACAAUGUUGGUGGUGAUGGUAGUAGUGGUAGUGCUGGUGAUACCUAUGGUGGUGAUUGUAGUAGUGGUGAUGGUGGCUGUGUUUGUGAUGUCAGCAGAGACAAUGGUGGUGAUGAUGGUUUUGAUUAUGGUAUUGGAAUUUGGUUGAUACUGGUGUUCAUGGUGGUGGUGUUAUAUAUUUGUGUUGGUGGCAGUAGUUGUCAUUGUUGUUGUCCCCUCUAUUGCUGUUGUAGUUGUUCCCUGUGUUGUUGUUUACACAAUGUGUUUCAUUCUUAUUUCAGGUGCAUUUUCUACAGCAGUCAAUCAGGCCGCUCACAUACAUUCCAAAUAAAAUUAUUUUAGAAGAAUUUUUAGACCAAGGCAAAGUAAGCUUAUAGUACUUAUAGUGCAAAGUAAGCAAAGUAAGCUUAUAGUGCUCCAUGAUCUGACACAGAACGUUCAAUGGCAGCCAAAAUGAACCUUUGAUUCUGUCACGUACAUCACAGAAUUGCAAGGAAAGUGAUUGGCACCCUAUCUUCACGUCUAAAGAGACAUUCAUUACCAGGGCAGGGAAAAGAAUUUUUUUCCUGGUAGCACAACCUGGAGACAAAAAUUUCCUGCUGACCAGCGGAGUAUUUUUGUGCUAAAUCUGCAUGUGCAUAAACAUAUAGUGUUCUCGCUGACCAUGGUUUUAAAUUCAAGGAAUAAUGUCUGUCAAUUAACCAUAUGUUGUUGCGCCCAUAGUGGGACAUGGGUGUUAAGGUUUCCUUCAAAUUUUCAAUAGCAAAUCUUCAAUCAAACGAAUUUUCUGCAGCUGUUUAACAUUUCCUGCGAGCAGUGCUCGCCUAUUUUUUCCACCCCUGUUCAUUCCAUAAUGUAAAUCAGACUUUGUCAAAUUUUCUUGUUGAAUUCUCCAAGCAACAUUCCUAAAAGUUCCAACAAUUUCAUUGCAGCCCACUUUGCUUGCUUUCUUUAAUGGCACAAAAUACGAAGAUAAAAAUUAUAACGAAUUUUUUGGAGCAGCGUUGCACACAAUUAACACAGGUUUUUAUCAUUAUUCUUUUUUUUUUCAACUUUAUAUUUAUAUAUUUUUUCAAUUCAUAAAUAACCAUAUUCCUUUGGUUUAUUUUAUUGUUUAAUUUAUUUAUUUAUCGGUAUAUCCUAACUCAAUCUAUCUUAAUUUAAACCUUUUUUAGUUAACAGUCUGCAAUUUGGUGUGAUAACAACGCCUUCUGUUGCUGCCUUGCUUGGGUUGAAGAAAUUUGGACAAAUUAUUUUAGUAAAUUCUUUGAAACCACGUAAAGUAAGCAAUUUACAGCAUUGGAAAUUGCAUUUGAUGUAGUAUGUUUCUUACAGUAAUUUUAUAUCAACGUAGAUUUAUCCAAACGGAUUGAAGUAUAAUUUGACUUCUUUAACACAUUGGGCUAACAAGAAGAAAAUUGAGGUACUGGCAGUAACUGUACAAAGGUUUAGUUUAGUUUAGGUUUCUUCCUGUAGUAACACUGGAUCAGUAAGAGAUGAUCCUUACUAGCUGGACUUCUAGAGAGAACAUUUUAGAACUAAUAGAGCUAUCCAGUAUAAAUAAAGUUAGUUUAGUUUAGGUUUCCUCCUAUAGUAACACUGGAUCAAUAAGAGAUGAUCCUUACUGGACUUCGAGAGAGAACAGUUUAGAACUAAUAGAGCUAUCCAGUGUAAAUAAAGUUAGUUUAGUUUAGGUUUCCUGUGUAGUAACACUAGAUCAAUAAAAGUGUUUCCUCCUGUAGUAACACUGGAUCAAUAAGAGAUGAUCCUUACUGGACUUCUAGAGAGAACAGUUUAGAACUAAUAGAGCUAUCCAGUAUAAAUAAAGUUAGUUUAGUUUAGGUUUCCUGUGCAAUAACACUAGACCAAUAAAAGUGUUUCCUCCUGUAGUAACACUGGAUCAAUAACAGAUGAUCUUUACUGGACCUCUAGAGAGAACAGUUUAUAACUGAUAGAGCUAUCCAGUAUAAAUAAAGUUAGUUUAGUUUAGUUUAGGUUUCCUCCUGUAGUAACACUGGAUCAAUAAGAGAUGAUCCUUACUGGACCUCUAGAGAGAACAGUUUAGAACUGGUAGAGCCAUCCAGUGUAACGUUAUUUUUUAUUUCCUUGUAGUAUGUUAAAGAGUUAGAUCCAGACAUCAUGGAAUCGAAGACGUUCGGAGCAUUGAUAAAGACCCAACCGUCACUCAUUCUUUUUGUACCAGUGAAUGCCAAGGGCAUGGACAAGAAACUUUUGUACACAGUAUGUAAUAUAUAGAUCUAUGCUACGUACGAAAACCCUUCAGUAUCUUCUAUUAUCAGGAGUCGAAAUUUACGCGAUUCCGUUAUUCCAUAUAUAGACUAUAGUGGAAUGACUGACGGAAUAAGAAACUUCAUGAUGUCAGUAUACUGUUUGUAUAGUAGAAAAACUGAAUUGUGGUUAUCAUUUUAUAAUAUCACUGGCACCGUUAUUGAGGAUAAUUUUACUGUUACAACUGUUGAUUUUGUAGUCGAGUUUUUGCACGUGCAUUUGAUAGAUUCUUGUUGUAUAAAUAAGGUGUUUGCUAUGUUUGUUUGCUGAUCUUCAGUCCAGAGGUCAUUGUCAGAGACAUUAGCCUGUGAACAGGCUCUCAGAGAUAUAAAAGAAUACUGGACCUUCACACGGAACAGUAAAUUUCCAAAAUGUACUAUUCCGGUUGUAUAGUAGAAGCAAAUGUUCAACCCCUGAUUCUACGUAAGUCAACAUGAUUAGCCCACCCUUUUACUAUAGUAUAAAUCGUCCCAAUAUUUUUUCUUUAUUUAUAGUACCAUCAAGUUGCCAUGAGUUAUCACAACUGCUCAUGUUCGGGUCCCGAACCAAGUCUGAAACCUACCGAAGAUUCAUCUGACGAGUCUCCGACUUCACCAGUAGACGGUUGCCAUGCUAAUGCUAAUGCUAAUGCUCACGUCACUUCCUGUCAGUCACUUCCACUCAGCUAUAACCACGGAAUGCAAAACAGUUGCGACGUUUGCCGUGAAUGUUACGAAACGUGUUCGUGCGCUGGGAAUUCGUUUCCGCUACGAACGUUCUCCGUGUUGCGAAGCUUCGCGUUGCCAAGAAACAGUUGCCGGAGCUUACGUAAGAAUUCGUACCAAGAAAAAAACGCUUUGAGUGUUUGUUGUUUUGAUCGCAAAACCCAGAGACUGCUUGGCUUGCUGAACAUAGGAAAAAGCACAGGUGAAUUUUUUGAAAGGGUAAUAUUUUGCUGAGGAGAACGAUUUAGGGGUGAAGAAUAUUAAUUUUAUUUAUACUUGAUAGCCCUGUCAGUUCUAAACUGUUCUCCCUAGAGGUCCAGUAAGGAUCAUCUCUUAUUCAUUCAGUGUUACCACAGGAGGAAACGUAAACUAAACUAACUUUGUUUAUACUGGAUAACUCUAUCAGUUCUAAACUGUUCUUCCUAGAGGUCCAGUAAGGAUCAUCUCUUAUUGAUCCAGUGUUACUACAGGAGGAAACCUAAACUAAACUAACUUUAUUUAUACUGGAUAGCUUUAUCAGUUUUAAACCUUUCUUCCUAGAGAUCCAGUAAGGAUCAUCUCUUAUUGGUCCAGUGUUACUACAGGAGGAAACCUAAACUAAACUAACUUUAUUUAUACUGGAUAACUCUAUCCGUUCUAAACUGUUCUUCCUAGAGGUCCAGCAAGGAUCAUCUCUUAUUGAUCCAGUGUUACUACAGGAGGAAACCUAAACUAAACUAACUUUAUUUAUACUGGAUAACUCUAUCCGUUCUAAACUGUUCUUCCUAGAGGUCCAGCAAGGAUCAUCUCUUAUUGAUCCAGUGUUACUACAGGAGGAAACCUAAACUAAACUAACUUUAUUUAUACUGGAUAACUCUAUCCGUUCUAAACUGUUCUUCCUAGAGGUCCAGCAAGGAUCAUCUCUUAUUGAUCCAGUGUUACUACAGGAGGAAACCUAAACUAAACUAACUUUAUUUAUACUGGAUAACUCUAUCCGUUCUAAACUGUUCUUCCUAGAGGUCCAGCAAGGAUCAUCUCUUAUUGGCCCAGUGUUACUACAGGAGUAAACCUAAACUAAACUAAAUGUAUUUAUACUGGAUAGCUUUAUCAGUUCUAAACUGUUCUUCCUAGAGGCCUAGUAAGGAUCAUCUCUUUUUGUUCCAGUGUUACUACAGGAGGAAACCUAACAACUAACCUAACUUUAUUUAUAUUAAAUUAUCAUGUCCACUACCCACCGAGCCACCAAUACCAAAGUCAGUUUCUGUCUUGGCAUAUAGGGGUCAACGUUAAUCGGUUGUCGUAUUUUGCUUAACUACUCAUCUAAAUGUAUUUUACUAAUUCUCUAGGUGCAGUCGGUGAACCAGUGAAAACUGCUUUAAACAGAGAGGAGCAUUUAAAAAUCCUCGCAAAAAAAGUCGAAAAAUUGAACAAGGAUCUUGAAUCGAAUCCCUCAGAGAAAAACCAUGGCGUAUUCAACAAUCUCCUUGGAAAUUUAAUGAAAAUAUUUAAUACUCCUGUUACUGAAAAGCCAAAACGAGAUAACAGUUCUAUUGAAAGUUUGGGGAGGGAGUCACCCCCAGAUUUAGCGAAUGAUCUGUACCCCCCGGAGUUCGGCACGUGUGAGCAGCCUGGCAAGGUUAUGGUAUUUGCUGGUGCAGGUUGCUAUAGUAACAUAACCGUGAAUUUCUAUUACAUGGAUUCUCGGAAAUAUUGGAAUUAUGCUUUGUCAUUUGGAGUGGAACAUGAUACACUACCCCAAGUUGCCUUGGUACUAGUCGAUAGUCAAGUAAGAGUUGCAUGGUUGCUUCCGUUCUUAAUGUUUUAUUUUAUUUAUCCAAUUUCAUUAUGCUAUAAGCUAUACUUGUUUGUAUUUGAGCUUCCUGAAUAACGUGGGGUCCAGUGUAGGUAGUUCUCUACAAUAAUCUACCGUGGUUUCAGCUUUCGACCCCCAUGUUUGGGAUAUAUUUUUUACGCAGUUCGGACUCGAACCGCGGCAGCUUAUUGUAGAAUACUACCUGCACUGGAUCACCACGUUCGAGAUAUCUUUUUCAGGUAGUUCAGACACAAACCACGGCAGCUUAUUGUAAAAUACUACCUGCACUGGACCACUACGUUCGAGAUAUCUUUUUCAGGUAGUUCAAACACAAACCACGGCAGCUUAUUGUAGAAUACUACCUGCACUGGACCACUACGUUCGAGAUAUCUUUUUCAUGUAGUUCAAACACAAACCACGACAGCUUAUUGUAGAAUACUACCUACACUGGACCACUACGUUUGAAAUAUAUUUUUCAGGUAGUUCAGACACAAACCACGACAGCUUAUUGUAGAAUACUACCUGCACUGGACCACUACGUUUGAAAUGUAUUUUUCAGGUAGUUCAAACACAAACCACGACAGCUUAUUGUAGAAUACUACCUGCACUGGACCACCACGUUUGAGAUAUCUUUUUCAGGAAGUUCAGACACAAACCACGACAGCGUAUUGUAGAAUACUACCUACACUAGACCACCACGUUUGAGAUAUAUUUUUCAGGUAGUUCAGACACAAACCACGGCAUCUUAUAGAAUACUACCUGCACUGAACCCCCAACGUUUGAAAUAUUAAUUUUAUGAGUUUAUUAUACUUAACGUUAUAUAUCAUAUUCUCAGAACGAAGCUCAGUAUGUUCUUUCAGAAGAAACACAGCUAAAUAAUGCUUCAAUAGGUAAACAACCGGAAGUCUAAACAAACUGUAUUUAUAGUGGAUAGCUCUUUCAGGUGAUUUGGACAGUUCUAAACUGUUCUUCGUAUAGAAUUCUAAUAAGGUUCAUGCCUUUUUCAUCCAGUGAUCCUGUGCUGUUUGGUAGAAUCAAACUGGAAACACUCUUCUCAGAUGCGACUUAGACGAAAUUAUAAUCAGAGAAGUGCUUAUAAUAUUGCUGGAAUGGAACACCGGUCACAUUCACAGAGUGAAAAACGCAUUGACUAAACCACUGUACAACAUUUUAUAUGCAUUGAAAUAUAUUUAAAGACUGUUUUGAACCAUAUUCUUUCCAUAAUCUUUGCUGAUAAUUUUCUAGUUGAUUUUGUAAUGAAUUUUACACAUGGUAACCUAAGAAGGAGACUACGUUCCGCCUCAAUCCCCAAUCAGUCGUGUUCCGUGGACACUGGUUGUUUGGCAGAAGUCGUAUCAAAGACAUUUACUGAGCUGGUUCUGGAUAAUAAUAAGGUACGAAAUAAUUGACAAUAAUUGACGGGUUUCAAUUUGGACAACAGAACAAGCAAAAUAUUUAACUACAUUUUUCGGGAUCUGUUUCUUUUUAGGAUGUCUUUUUGAUGUACUACACCCCAUGGUGUGGAUUUUGUAAGUCUGUGAAACAUGUCAUUGUCUCGCUGGUUGAUCAUUAUAAACAUUCUGAACAUAUUAGAAUUGCAAGGUUAGUUCACCUCUAUUUGAUAUGUUUGAUUUGCCUUGCAUGGUUUGUGUCUGAGCUACCUGAAAAGCCUUACUGUAGAAUAUUACCUACACUGGGCCACCACGUUGGAGAUAUAUUUUUCAGGUAGUUCAGACACAAACCACGACAGCUUAUUGUAGAAUACUACCUACACUGGACCACCACGUUUGAGAUGUCUGUUUCAAGUAGUUUUUUCUUUGUAACUUGAACUAGAUUGAAUGCAGAUUUGAACGAUCUUCCCUGGGAAUACACAGUAGAUUCGUAUCCUAGUUUUAUUUUCUUUCCAGCAAGAAGGUAUGUUAACUGACUAUCUUUAUUUAUACCGUCUAGCUAUCUCAAUUUUAAACUGUUCUCCCUAUAGAGGUCCAGUUAGAAUCGACUGUUAUUGCUCCAGUGUUACUACAGGAGAAAACCGAAUUAAAUUUAAAGAAAGUUUAACCAACAUAAGUAACUCUUCCAUUUAGGAAAGAUUUAUCGGUGAAAUUUCCGGAAAAUGAAGAACGUACUUUGGAAAAUUUCGUGAAAUUUGUGGAAACACACAAGACUGAUUACGUGACAUCAAGUCGGAAAUACGUCACAAGUCACGUGAGAAUACAUAGCUUACAAAGAAAUCUUGAUUAUUUAAAGAGACAAAAUAUUAAUUUAAGACAGCGCUUAAAUCGCGAAAUUAUGGCGAAAGGAAACGCCGAAAAAAGACGGUUAAUAGCCGAACGACAAGUUGGCGCACUUUUAGACGAAAAAAACGAAGCGAAGUUUGAUUGUAAAUCCGAACUUCACAAAUUAUCCACGCAAAAUGCACAACUCUUGCGCGAAAUUUUAAACGCAAGAGACCAGCUUAGUAAAUAUCGCAGAAUUGCCCAGAGCACGGUUGAGGAGCUAAGAAAAAGGAACUGGGAUCUACACUCGACAAUAGUUAGCCUAGAGCAGGCAAAUUUACAAUUUCCAAAUGAGCCCAGUGACAGCUCAAAAAUAAAAACGUGAAAUUUAUUUUAUACCGAUUUUAGCUUCGAAUUUCCUACCGGUUGUUACGUAAACUCAGAGAAAUAAUAGAUAUCUAUUAUUUCUAUGCUUAAACCACACUGAACUAACUUUAUUAAUACUGGAUAGCUCUAUCAGUUCUAAACAGUUCUUCCUAGAGAUCCAGUAAGAGUCGUCUUUUAUUGAUCCAGUGUUACUACAGGACGAAACCUAAGCUAAACUAACUUUAUUUUACACUGGAUAACUCUAUCAGUUCUAAACUGUUCUUCCUAGAGGUCCAGUAAGAGUCGUCUCUUAUUGAUCCAGUGUACUGUUACUACAGGAGGAAACCUAAACUAAACUAACUUUAUUCAUACUGGAUAACUCUACCAGUUCUAAACUGAUCUUCCUAGGAAGGAUCACCUCUUACUGAUCCUGUGUUACUACAGGAGGAAACAUAAACUAAACUAACUUUAUUUAUACUGAAUAGUUCUAUCAUUUCUAUAAACUGUUCUAGAACCCUAGAGGUCUAGCAAGGAUCAUCUCUUACUGAUCCAGUGUUACUACAGGAGGAAACAUAAACUUCAUUUCUAUAAACUGUUCUCCCUGGAGGUCUAGCAAGGAUCAUCUCUUAUUGAUCCUGUGUUACUACAGGAGGAAUCGAGUGUUGUGCGCAGAAUCCUCAUAUAUAUUUAUCAUUUCUAAGCUUUUCUUCGUGGAGGUCAAGUAAAAGCCAUCCAUCCCUUGUUAAUCCGGAGGAAACCUGCGAUGUUUUCUGAGUCAAAUUGAAAACCUCUCAAUUGUGGAAUCGGUCAACUACAUAUUGCAGGAAUUUAGGAAUCGAAUUUUGCCUUGGUCACAAAGAUAAAACGUACAAAGUUUGAGAAUAGUAGUCUUGUGAAUUUAAAAAACCUGUACGAAAUACUCGCAGAAUCACAAGCUAGAUUGUAAUCUUACUGAAAAUCAGGGAUUAUUUUAAGGUGCAGUGAUAAUCAAUUUGUGCAGUGAUAUAUAAUUGGAUUUGUGCAAGUGACAAAUUAGAUUUUGUGCAGUAUUGAUUUUCUUUAAUAUUUAACUAUAGUUGAUAUUAAUUCUUGAAAGGAGUACAUAAUUUAUCACAAAUUAUGUUUCAAUUGUUCAAAAGCACGAUAAGCACAAGGAAGACAAUAAGUUAUGCUGGUUUUCAUUUAAUGUUUUCAAAUUUUAUAUCGAAUUUUAUAUGGCCUAACACUCCAUCUUUCAAGAUGGACAAAAAUUGUGUCUGUAGGCUAAAAAGUACGGGCUGUACUCAGCACUCCUUCGCUGUGUGAUUGGCUGCUAUUUUAUGUGCCUGGGUGGUUUUUGUGAGUGAUAAAAUUUCAUCAAAAUAACCCCUGCUGAAAAUUUUUUUUUUGCCAAUUUGCUAACACAUAAAUGUUGUGCAGGGUUUCAUUUAGAUUAUUGAAGGAAGAAAGGGCAAUAAUAAUUCAAGCGUAAUUGAACUAAUUUUCGCCCAGUUGGACAUUAAGGCAAGUAGGCCAAUAUGUAUUAUUUAACUUUGUAUCAGAGUGCGUAUAUACACGCGAAAAUUAUAAAUUUUGUUAUAUGUAUACACCACACGUGAUUGGCUGAUUUGUGGUCACGUGGCUUUAGAUAAAUACAAUUAGCCUUUUCCCAAAAGACAGCACAGUGCAUUCUGGGAUCGUUUGGAGUGACAAAAUAUAUGGUGACAGGCGUCAAAUAUGUGAAAGAGUAGAAGUAUCUGCUAUCAAAUAUCAACUUUUUAGACGACCAAAAAUGAAAUAUCUCCUUUUUACAAUAAACUUUUAAUUUAAAUGUGUGCUGCCAUAUUUCUUGUCCCUCCAACAUGCAUGGAUUUGCGCGACUAGACCCGGGACUUUGGGAAAUGGCUAAUGUUCCCGUCGGGCAACAAGUCCAGUUUGAUUAUUAUUAAAAAUUUGAUAUUCCAAUAUACGUCUUUUUCUGACCAACAGAAUUCGGUAAAAUCGUCUUCCCCAAUAAAGUGCACGAAAUGGCUGUUCAGAGACUCUAAAUCUCAACAACAUUCUGGGUGAGAAAAUUUUGAUGAAAGGUAAUAUCCAAUCAACACUCCUCAACUUUCAUUGAAACUCAAAGCCUGAAAAUGUACACCAAAAUUUGUUUGAUGACAUUUUCUGUUACAAGUUGCCGCCAACAGGCAUUUUCUUAGAGUAUCCGCAUUUAAUAUAUGGAGAAGAUUAGAAGAUGUUGCCAACUCUCUGAUUUUAGCUUUGCAGACGAAAAUUUUGAAAUAUUGCCUAUUAAAGACAGUAUACUAGGACCUAGGUUGACAAAAUUGCAAAACAUUCAAGUUCAUUUUUAACAAAAAUGUGAACUAGACCGUUACUGCGUCAGAAAGUUCGCAAAAAGAUAAGGUAUUUAAGCGAGUAGUAUGAUUUUCGUAUGAUUUUUGCUAAAAGUUAAUAUUUUGCCAACUUUGAGCUUCUUGAACUCUCAAAACCCACUUGAAAAUUAAUGAUUAUGUUAAUUUUCCAGUAAAUUUAAGCACUUGAAGGUGGAGUAACACGGGCAACAAAAUUGCUGAUUUCUACGAUCUGAUUUCUACGCAUGUUAAGUAGAAAUGUUGACACAUGUUGCCUUGCGAUUUGUAAUGUAUGUGCAUGUAAAGUUGUAAACAUUUUCAAUUAACAUGCGUAGAAAUCAGAUUUUGUUGCAAGUUGCAGCAAUUUUGUUGCUCGUAUUACUCCAGCUUUAUCGAAAAAAGCAAUAAUACUCAUUACAAUAACAAAUUCUCAAAUUAUAAGCAACGUGAACCUUUUAGUUUCGUUGCUAUGGGGACGUUUAUCGUGACACAGGUGGUUUGAAAGUGGCUAAUAUAUAAACUAGCAUUUCCUAGCUAGCUUUGCAAACCUAUUGUUUAUCUCAAACAUAAUGGCUUUGCGUUUUUUAAGUGUAAAGGCUGUAAAUUUGCUUUUCAUUUUCAGCCUUGUUCGAGUAUGCCAAUGUUGUACGACGAAUGACACACUGAACUGUACAAGUACGAAUUCUGAGCUGAAAUGUCACGAAGCCGCCAGCUGUCUUAAAAUGCAUUGGUCUGAAAUGGCUCCUUAUGCUUAUUAUUACGAGGGAGAUCUCACAACGAAGUACGGAAUUGUGAUAGGUAACUUUUCAAAUUGUAUUUUUCAAGCUUGUCUUUCCACAUCAACAAUACCGUUAUCAAAACGUUGCGUGCCCCUUUGGCUUCGGUUCCCGCGAACAAUGUAUAGGGUGGAACUAUAAUGACAUUCGACACACGAGAAAACGCGGCUAUAUAUAUGCUGCAUUCCGAACCCGCGGUUGAAGUGAAAAACUGGCUUUAUGUGAGUAGAGGCAUUUGUGAUCCGGGAAUCAUUAAUUUAAACACUUUUCGAGGUCUGUCGAAAGAUGUAUAAUAUCUCGUCUUACGCAAGGAAAGGAUACUUUGGAUAAUUAAUAAUUAGCAGGUGCGCGCUAUCAUCCUUAUAGGGGCUGUUUAUAUGGUCUAUCUUGCCCGCGAUUCAAUGAAAUGUGAAGUAUUUUGAGCAAUUGAAAUACUUUUUCAGCCAUAAACAAAAGUUAGAUAACUUUAAAUGGCUUGAAAAUAAGUAAAUGGCUUUAAACUUAAAUGGCUUUUAAAGGCUGAUUUCCACUGUUGCGUUUUUCGUACGCACGUACACGCACGUAAAACUCUGAAUCCUUCUAUUUUUUAAAUAUUUUACAAGUAAGUUAACAAAUGCACACUAAAACUUGCGGAACACUAAAUUCUGUUGCUUUAUUUAUUUGGUUAUCAGUUUCAUAAGUAACAUUUAAACGGAUUUAAAGUUUUACGUGCGUAUAUACGUACGUAUGAAAAACGCAACAGUGGAAAUCAGUCUUAAAAUGGCUUUUAACUCUUUUAUGGCUUGCAAUUUCCUUGAUUUUAAGAAUUCUGUAACUUUAAAUAUUGUUUAAACGAAAUUAGGAACGCGCAGUAGUGGAAGAAGACGCCAAUAGCAUUCAUUCAACAUUUGUUUUUUGUCUAAAUUGACUAAAACAUGGAAUUUCAUACAAUUUGUAACACUAAGCAAUUUUGUUAGAUCAUGAAGCGCUACUUAUUUCAAUUGCUCAAAAUACGUCACACUUGAAUCCCGGCUAAACUGGGUCAUAUAAACAGCCCCUUAAGCGUGAUUCUCAUAUGUCGCCGACGUCGGCGAUGUCCAUUGUCGUAGAUCAUUGAUGAGUAAAAUCAUUUGUCUAUAUGUUCUUCUUCACUGAUCUCAAACAAUGGCAUCGCACCGACGUCGGCGACUUAUACGAGAAUCAGGCUUUACCUCUACCUGAGACUUAAGCCAUAUGGUUUCAAUAUGAUCGUACGGUCAUAAAGAUUGAGUCACAAUCUUUCUCAUCAGCCGAAAUACAACUCACUUUAGAACUGAAAAUACGCGGAGUGAUUAAACUAUAGAGAAUAUACAUUAAUAGUCAUGAAAUCUGCUGUGUUGGUGUAAUGUACUCAGGUGAAUAAGAUGUUUGUGUGAUGUUACUCUGAGUGUAUAUCCACACCGGGCAGGCUUGAAAAAUAUGCCUGGCCACGGCGGGAUUCGAACCUACGAGCUUUGGAAUACUAGCCCAAUGCUCUUCCAACUGAGCUACGCGGUCAGGACGGUUCGAGUAUGCGAUAUUUCGGAACUGAAUCUAGUUCCUUCGAUAUCAGUGUAAUCUAAUAAUCAUGAAAUCUGCUGUGUUGGUGUAAUGUACUCAGGUGAAUAAGAUGUUUGUGUGAUGUUACUCUGAGUGUAUAUCCACACCGGCCAGGCUUGAAAAAUAUGCCUGGCCACGGCGGGAUUCGAACCUACGACCUUUGGAAUACCAGCCCAAUGCUGUUCAGUUCCGAAAUAUCGCAUACUCGAACCGUCCUGACCGCGUAGCUCAGUUGGAAGAGCAUUGGGCUGGUAUUCCAAAGGUCGUAGGUUCGAAUCCCGCCGUGGCCAGGCAUAUUUUUCAAGCCUGCCCGGUGUGGAUAUACACUCAGAGUAACAUCACACAAACAUACAUUAAUAGAUUUAUAUGUGGUUUACAGGUAUAUAAACUCUUAAAAAACUGGAUGUUGAGAAAGAUUGUGACUCUAUUUUUAUACGAUCAUUACGAGCAUAUAUAUAGAAAAUUUUAGGUAGUUAGUUAAUAUACUUUAUUUAAAGACUAAAGAGGGGGAAAAACAAUAUUUACGUGUAUACCACUAAGGUAUUCUUCCCUUUGUCUUUCAUAAAGAUAUUACUUAUAACUAUAUAUGACUGUACAUGUUUUAUUACCUACACCGAAGCAUUCAUGACAAAGCAUGCACAACAUGUUUGCAUAUAUAGCGCUGGAAAAUUCAUCAACAAUUUUCAAUAGUUUUUAGAUCACUAGGACUCUAGGUAAGGAAUUGAAAAGAUUUGCACCACUAUAUAGGAUAUUUUAGCUUCACUGGUGUCGGUUUUAACUAAAGGGAGCCUCGAGUCGGUUUGAGCAGACCUUGUGUUAUAGCAAUGCCAAUGGACACUUCGCGACAAAAAGCAAACAUAUGCAGAUCAUUACUGGUAGGCUAAUGACUGGAUAUGUCUGUACAUGUUUUAAAUGACCUGUUAGCGAAGCAUUGAUAUAAAGCACGACAUGUUUGCAUAUAUAUAGCGCAGAAAAAUUCAUCCACAUGUUGUACUUUGUGUUUCAAUUCGGGAGAAGGAAUUCUUUGGGUUUUAUUGUAAAAGAUAAGGCGAAACCGUAUAAUUUUCAGUAGUUUUUAGAUCACUAGGUAAGGAAUUGAAAAGAUUUGCACCAUUAUAGGAUAUCUUAGCUUACACAAAGCAAACAUAUGACGCAGGUCAACCGAUAUGAUGUUUUCAAACGUGUCUGAUCACUCAGCCACCUGAACGUAUGCAUAUGUUGUCUUGGAAACUUGCCUUUUAGAAAACAACAUGUUUUCUAUAUAUUAUUAUUAUAAUUCAUUUAUAGUGCCGUUUCCCUAGCUCAAUAGCGCUUAUGAUAAAAAUGUACAGGGCCGCCGAGAGCUUGACGGGGGCCCGGGGCAAAUUUUGUUUAGGGACCCUAUUUCAAAAAUUAUUCCGGAAAAAAAAAAUUUUUCGGAGAACAACCAACCUCCGCCCCCGUCGACAACUUUUUAGGGAAAAAAUUUUCCCGGACGAGUACGUUGCAAUUGCUUUCCAGGGACUUUUACCUCAAUUUUUCAUACCAAAUUUCGGUACUUAACCAAAAAAAACCAACAAAUAAGAAAAUUGUCUGGCAAGGGGAAUAAAUCGAAAAUUUUGUGAUUUUCGUACCGGUCUCAUGUAAACAUGUUGACAAUUUCCAUUCCGGUUUGACUUCGUCCCGAUCUUAUGUAAACGGGGCCUCAUACGUAAUAACAACAAUUGUAAUAAGAACUCAGACAUUCAAGUUAUAGAGACACCCUCUCUCUCAAUUCGCAUCUGUUUAAAUUGAGCCAUUGCUCUGUUCGUUAAUUAACCACUGCUAAACAUUUUGUUUAUAGGAGUCGCGAAGGUUCUGCUGCGACGUUGCUGUGGGGAAUGUUGGUUAAUCCAAGAAACUAAACCGGUGAAUUUCACGGAUUUUUACGAAACCGAGCCAGAGGAUGCAGGUCUAAGCCUACCUUACAUAAUGAGUGCCGCUGACUAUCACGCUCACGAAAAAUACGUGCCUGUUAUAAAAGAUCCUUCCAGUGCUUACGUGAAAAAGAAAGAAGGUUGAGUAUGGCUAUAUCUUAUAUUUCUAUUUAGCAAGGCUCAUGUACACGCGUAAAAACGCACGAGUUGUUACAGGUCUGCAAACAGGUUAAAUCUGUUCACAAGCUGUCGACAAGUUGUGUUCGCACUGCUUGUUCCCAGUUGUAACAAGUUUGGAUCAAGCUGUUAACAACUUGUAGCAAGCUUGAUGGCAUCAGACUGUUACAAGGUUGUUCUAACAUGUCUGAUACAGUCAUGGUAUAAGAAAAUUGUUACAAGGUUGACGACACAUGGUUGUAACAAUAUUGUUUUGUCAUGACUGUAUCGGACUUGUUGGAACAACCUUGUAACAAGUCUGAUAAUAUCAACAAGGUUGUUACAAGUUGUUAACAGCUUGUUCCAAACAUGUUGACAACUUGGGACAAGCACUGCGAACACAACUUGUUGACAGACUUGUUACAAUAUGUGAGAGAUGCAGUCCACCGCCAAGAACCUCUGAGUUUCGUAAGGAUGUUCCAACAAGUCUGAUACAGUCAUGAUAGAUUUUGCAAUAUUGUUACAACCUUGUGUCGUCAAUCUUGUGAUAUGUUAUAUCAUGACUGUAUCAGAUCUGUUAUACAACAACCCCGUAACAAGUUUGAUAAUACCAUCAAGCUUGUUACAAGUUGUUAACAGCUUGUUCCAAACUUGUUACAACAACUGGGAACAAGCAAUGCGAACACAACUUGUCGACAACUUGUGAACAGAUUUGUAACAGCUUGUUUGUAGACCCGUAACAACUUGUGCAUUUUACGUGUGUAUAUAUAGUCAACCGCCAAGAACGUCUGAAUUAAAUUGCAUACUGUUUUUGGCGCUUUAGGUCAAUUUAUCAAAUUUGUAAUUGCCAAUCAAAUUACAAAUUAAAACAAACAUAUUUUUGGUAUCAUUUCUAGGUUGGAAAACUUUAAUGAAGAACCUGAUGUCAACUCUAUGGGAUGCAUGGCCUGUCUUGAUUACUGCGUUGUUGUUCUCUUGGAUAUCUGGCAUGAUUAUUUGGGUUAUAGUACGUAAUGCUCCAGUAGUCUUAACUUUAUAAACUGACUUAGGCAUACUGGAUAGCUCUAUUAGUUCUAUAAACUGUUCUCCCUAGAGAUCCAGUAAGGAUCAUCUCUUAUUGAUCCAGUGUUACCACACAAGGAAACCUAAACUAAACUAACUUUAUUUAUACUGGACGGCUCUAUUGGUUCUGAACUGUUCUUCCUAGAGGUCCAGUAAUGAUCAUCUCUUAUUGAUCCAGUGUUACUACAGAAGGAAACCUAAACGAAAGUAACCUUAUUUACACUGGAUAGCUCUAUCAGUUCUAAACUGUUCUCCCAAGAGGUCCGCGGGGACUAACUCUAACUCGAAGCAUUGAAAAUUUGCGUUACAGGAAAUGUGGUGGAAUGAUGAACAGUUUCCAAGAAAGUUUCUCAGAGGAUCAUGGGAAGGAUUUUGGUGGGCUUUCGUUUCUAUGACAACGGUUGGGUAAGUAAAUAAUAGCUGACUUUUAGUUUGGUGUAUGGAUAAUGUUGGUAAACAUUUAACUCCGCGUCAUUUCCGCCUUUUGUUUGCCAAAACCAUGGAAGUAUCUCUUUUACACUUGUCAAGCUUUCCUUGGCGGCCGUACACACGAACAAAUUUUUCUUGUCCAAAAACUGGUGUGACUAGCUUUGGAACAAGGCUCCUUGGCAAGGAAAUGUUGACAAUGUUUUGCCGUACGCACGAACAAAUAAAACUUGUCAAGGAAAACUUGUCAUGACAAUAUUGCUCAUUUCUACGGAGCUUAACGCUCACUCGAAACCAGUGCGACUAACCCCAAAUGUGAUUUUGUGUGUGUGUAAUAUUUGGGUCAUUAUAGAAGAAAAAAUGUAAUAUAUCUUUAUAAUAAAAAAUCCCAUCUUGAUCAACUUUUUCACUGUCAAUGUUUCCAGAUAUGAUGUCAUUAGGUGAAUUGCAAAUUAGUUUUCCUUUGUUUUUUUUGUACCAAAAAUUCACCUAAUGACAUCAUAUCCGGAAACUUUGACAGUGAAAAAGUUGAUCAAGAUGAGAUUUUUUACUAUAAAGUUAUAUUAUAUUUCUUCUUAGAAUGAACCAAAUGUGACACAUACCAAAAAUCAUAUUACUUGUUAACAAAACAAGAGAUUACAUUAAUUACCAAAAGUGGCAGGAACACCCCAACAACUAGCAUAAGCCAAUUACCCCCAGUCCAAACAACAUGAUUAUAUACUCUAACUUGUUUCUGGUGUUGAGCACCACGGUCAAGCAAACUUUUCAGUUUGCCUGUUGUGGACACAUUCAGAGCAACGUCACAAACAUAUGAUUAUAUAUGGUAUAUAGAACUUGGGCUAUACGUAAAUACGUUUGUUACACAAUCGUUCACAUGGUUAUAUAUGCAUUAUUAUAUAUAUGCAUGGUUAUAUAUGCAUGGUUAUAUAUGCAUACGAAAAAUCAUAUUUGGGGUUAGUCAGUAGUCACACUUCAACAUAUCCGUUAUUUGCUGUAGUUAUGGUGACCGCGCACCGCGUACGUUUCCAGGAAGAGUGUUCGCUAUAUGUUGGAUCAUGAUUGGUAUUUGUAUAUGCUCAAUAUUCACUGCCACCUUAACAUCGGCUUUGACCAUGAACAGCUUUGAUGUCCACAAAACCAUCACCCGAACGAAGGUAUUUUAUGAGUCUUGUGCGAAUAUUAAUAUAGUAUUUGUCUUUAGCGGUGAAGAAUUGAGUCGAAUUGCUUUGGGCCCCAUAAAAUAGUAUAUUGUACAUUCAAACUAUUAUAAGUGGUCGAAACUCUUCUGCUCAGCCACGAGUGUUCCUGGGGAUUGCGUAUCCCGCGAUUAUAAUAUUUCUGAAUGCCUGUUUGACAUUUAUAUAGGUUGGUGUUUUGGCGAAUUCGGUGGAAGCUAUUACUGCGAUUCAAAACCAAGCUGCCAUAUUUUGUAAGUAUAACUCAGUGAUAAAAAUGGUUAUCUUAGAAAUAAUAGAACAAGAUCCACAAUAGCUCUGGAAUCAGCUGUCAUUUGUUUGUCUGAACUACCUGAAAAAUAUCUUAAACGUGGUGGUCCAGUGUAGGUAGUAUUUUACAAUAAGCUGCCGUGGUUUGUGUCUGAACUACUUGAAAAAGAUAUCACAAACGUGGUGGUCCAGUGUAGGUAGUAAUUUACAAUAAGCUGCCGUGGUUUGUAUCGGAACUACCUGAAAAAGAUAACUCAAACGUGGUGGUCCAGUGUAGGUAGUAUUCUACAAUAAGCUGUCGUGGUUUGUGUCUGAACUACCUGAAAAUGAUAUCUGAAACGUGGUGAUCCAGUGUAGGUAGUAUUGUACAACAGUUGUAGUUAGAAUUUUCUUGCUCUUUAUAGACUACAAUACAUCAGACGAAGUAUGGGAUGCUGUACUUGAUGGUGAAGUUGACGGUAUAGCAUUUAUCUUUUGAUUAAUUUAGGUCUUAUGUAAAUGAUCUUGGGCGGUACGGGGACGUCUUCAUCUCGCCUAGCCAGGAAACGCGCCCUGGCGAGAUGAUGUGAUUAUAUUGACAGAAACGUUGCCAGGAUAAAGCCUGUUACAAAGUGCUUGACAUAAUAUUUUUCGCAGAAAAGGCGUUUGUUGGGUACUGAGAUGGCAAGUUCAUUCAGAAUCUGAUAGCAUAGUGCUACACAGUUGCAGUGUCCAAGUGUUGAUUUACAUGAUUAUCCGCUUGAUUAUACUUGAUCACUCUCUAGCUGUCUCAGAAAUAAGUAAAAUAUUUUUUCCAACCUUGGUUGUCAAUAUGGAUAUUGGACUGAUAUUUUUGUUUUAUUCAUGUUGAGGUAUUUUAUUGGACUAUUACUACGCGUUGGUUCAUGAGGAAGACUUGACUAAAGAUGAUCUGGUGAUUGUGAAUGUAUUCAAACCCAAGGAUUGGUCGAUCGGAAUUAACUUGAUAUCCAAAGAACUUGCGAAUUGUAUGAGAGAUAAAUACAACCACGAUUACGCCAGAAUUCUGUACGAUGCGAUUGCCAAUGAAAAUAUUUCUGAUCCGGUGAGUUUAAGACUGUCUUUGUAUAGAUAUAUCGACACUCUAUUACAUUACAUGCGAAUAGUCUGGAUCUAUCUUGUUCUUUGUGUGCUGUAUGUAAAUCAGUCUUUACUGACUGUAGAGAUAUAUCAACCCUCCAGUACAAUAGUCUGAAUUUAGAAUUAAUAUAGAGCUAUCCAAUUUUUAAGUUGGUUUUAAAUAGAAAUUCUUCCUUUGCUUUCAUUUAGACUGAAGCUACAUCUGCUAGUCAAAUAUCUGGAAUCUUUGACCCAAAUGGAAAGAUGUUUAGUUUCAUACUGAUCUUCUCAACUGUGGGAGCAUGCCUUAUGUUCAUCACUGGCCUCUGUUGGGAUUUUGUCCGCCGAGGAAAGAAGAUAGGUUAGAUUGACAUUCGUGUAUAUAUCGUAACUAACUUUAUUUAUACUGGAUAGCUCGAUCUAUCAGUUCUAAAAUGUUUUCCCUAGCGGUCCAUUAAGGAUAAUCUCUUAUUGAUCCAUGCAGUGUUAUUACAGGAGGAAAGCUGAACUAAACUGAUAGCUCUAUCAGUUCUUAUAACCCCCCCACCAUAAAGGUCCAGUAAUGGCCAUCUCUUAUUGAUCCAGUAUUACUACAGCAGGAAACCUAAACUAAACUGACUUUAUUUAUAUAGCUCUAUCAGUUCUAAACUGUUCUUCCUAGAGGUCCAGUAAGAGUCAUCCCUUGUUGACCCAGUGUUACUACAGGAGGAAACCUAAACUAAACUAACAUUUAUACUGGACAGUUCUAUUUAUUCUAAACUGUUCUCCCUAGAAAUCCAGCGAGUGCCUCUUACUUGUGAAGUGUUACUACAAGAGGAAAUCUUAACUAACUGGACUGCUCUGAAAUCAGUUCUUCCUAGAGGUCCAGUUGGAAUCAUCUCUUAUUGAUUCAGUGUUACUACAAGAGGAAACCUGAACUAAACUAACAUUAUUUAUGGAUAGCUUUACCAGUUCUAAACUGUUCUCCAUAAACUGAUAAAGGUCCAGUAAGGAUCACCUCUUAUUUACUCAGUGUGACUACAGGAGGAAACCUGAACGUAACUAACUUUAUUUAUACUGGAUAGCUUUAUCAGUUCUAAACUGUUCUCCAUUAAGGUCCAGUAAGGAUAAUCUCUUAUCAAUUUAGUGUCACCACCAGAGGAAACUUGAACUACGUAAACUAACUUUAUUUAUGGAUAACUCUAUCAGUUCUAAACUGUUCUUCCUAGAGCUCCAGUAAAGGUCAUCCCUAAUCGUUCCAGUGUUACUAUAGGAGGAAACCUAAACUAAGCUAACAUUAUUUAUACAGGAUAGCUCUAUCAGUUCUAAACUGUUCUGCCUAGAGGUCCAGUAAAGAUCAUCCCUAAUCGUUCCAGUGUUACUAUAGGAGGAAACCUAAACUAAGCUAACAUUAUUUAUACAGUAUCGCUCUAUCAGUUCUUAACUCUUCUUCCUAGAGCUCCAGUAAGGAUCACCCCUAAUCGUUCCAGUGUUACUAUAGGAGGAAACCUAAACUAAACUAACAUUAUUUAUACUGGAUAGCUCUAUCAGUUCUUAACUGUUCUUCCUAGAGCUCCAGUAAGGAUCAUCCCUAAUCGUUCCAGUGUUACUAUAGGAGGAAACCUAAACUAAACUAACAUUUAUACUGGAUAGCUCUAUCAGUUCUUAACUGUUCUUCCUAGAGCUCCAGUAAGGAUCACCCCUAAUCGUUCCAGUGUUACUAUAGGAAGAAACCUAAACUAAACUAACAUUUAUACUGAAUAGCUCUAUCAGUUCUAAACUGUUCUUCCUAGAGCUCAAGUAAAGAUCACCCCUAAUCGGUCCAGUGUUACUACAGGAGGAAACCGGUGUACCUGCAUGCAUGGGGAAACCUACUGUAAUCUAUUAGAAUCAAUCUCCUCUGAUAUGAUUUAGUAAUUUUUCAAAUUUCUCUUACAGCAUGUAAGUCUGAGAAAAAGUUGGGCAGCGUUGAGGAGCAGCUAGUGUCUGAACUGCACACCGUAUUCGUGAAUUGGAAGGAACGAAGAGCGGCAGAAUCUUUUGAUCUUCAUUUGGAAACCAAAGCAUGA